Molecule: messenger RNA, 1743 nt
Organism: Aspergillus sclerotioniger CBS 115572
Lineage: Eukaryota; Fungi; Ascomycota; Eurotiomycetes; Eurotiales; Aspergillaceae
Product: putative MFS transporter
Exons: 4
Coding region: 1-1743 (580 amino acids)
Biological process (GO): transmembrane transport
Cellular component (GO): fungal-type vacuole membrane
Molecular function (GO): transmembrane transporter activity
Source: RefSeq, a predicted model, not a curated record
AUGUCUUUGGUACAGCACGUUUCUGUGAUUGAGGGAGUGGAUCGCGAACCCGAUCCCCAGGAUGACAGCACAAUCGCAACCGCCGUGAUGGGCGAGCCAUGCGCUCUCGUCCGCCGCAAGAUCAGUUACGACGUCCUCCAGCCUCAACCUGUCCCGAUUGACAGUUCCGGAACCCCUGCCUAUAAGGUCUCGACUGCCAAGCGAAUUGCUCAGGUUGUUGUCACCAUUCUGGCAUGCUGGUUCGCAGCAGGGAUCGUGUUUGGAUUCGCGGCCCUGAAACCAGUCCUAGUCGCAGAAGGUGUAUAUCGAGAGCUGUGCACGGAGGAGGAAUUGCACAAUGGUGUAGAAGUCUGUGCUGAGCAGGAUCUCAGAUUGAACCUAUUCUUUACCAUCGGCUCCAUCACCGCCAAUGUGUCUGCCCUCCCGGUCGGGACUCUUCUAGAUCGCUAUGGGUCGCGUAUAUGUGGCUUUGCGGGUUGCCUGCUCCUUGCGCUUGGUAGCUCGUUGAUGGCAUAUUCCUUUUCCCAGCCCCAAUUCGAUGGAUAUAUGGCUGGGAACUUCUUACUCGCUCUGGGGGGUACUUGCAUAUUUGUGCCCUCUUUCCAGAUCGCUUAUGCCUUUCCCAAGUACGCAGGCACCAUUGUUGCUCUUGUUACUGGCGCCUUUGAUGCUUCUGCAGCGGUGUACUUGUUUUACCGUCUUCUUUAUGAGGCGACUGAUCGCUCGUUCCAUCCUGGAAAGUUUUUUCUGGGGUAUCUCUUAGUGCCUGGCUUCAUUUUCAUCGCUUUGUUUACGCUCAUGCCGUCUCAUGACUACCAGGGCACAUAUCAACUUGAAGUCAAAAUUGAGAGGGCCGAGGAUGCCACCCGUGAUGUGCACGAUUCGGACGAUGAGAUCGAAAGUGACACGGAGCUGCGACGAAUCAGACGGCAGCGCGCUGAACGACGCCGUAAGAAGCUGUAUAAAAUCGCUAAAGUCUUAGGAAACAAGGGAGAGCGACAAGAACGUGAGCAACGCGAAGAGGAUCGUCAGGUUGCGAGCGCCGUCUGGGGCGCGCUGCACGGCCAACCUGCGUACAAGCAGAUGGCCACACCCUGGUUUAUCUUGAUCACCCUGAUGACGGUCUUGCAGAUGCUGCGUAUGAACUACUUCAUUGCCACGAUUCGCGCCCAGUACGGGUAUAUGCUGGACUCGGAUGCAUUGGCCGUCCAGAUCAACAGCUUCUUUGACAUUGCUCUCCCUGUGGGAGGGAUCAUUUCCACGCCAUUCAUCGGGCUGCUGCUUGAUCGCGUCAGCGUGCCCACAAUACUGGCUAUUAUCGUGGCCCUGACAACGGUGAUUGGUAUUCUAAAUUCGAUCCCAGUCUUGUGGACGGGAUAUGUAACAGUGGCAUUGUUUGUUCUGCUGCGGCCACUCUACUAUUCCGCCAUGUCAGACUAUGCCACCAAGGUAUUCGGGUUUGCCACCUUUGGACGCGUCUAUGGAACCAUCAUCUGCUUUUCGGGGCUGGUGAACUUUUCACAGUAUGGCCUAGAUGCACUAACUCAUGGUCCGUUCGGAGGGAAUCCCCUUCCCAUCAACAUCUUCUUUGCUGGGGCCGGCUUCGUAGUGGGGACGGUGCUGGUGUCCUUUGUGUACAUUGCGGGAAAGCGGAUGAGGGAGCAGGAGCAAGAGAUGGAAGAAGAUGAAGAAAGGCAGAGAUUGAUUUUGGAGGGAAGCGAGGAUGAAGACGAUGAGUACUGA